AACAGGUAGACAUGAUAAAAUUCCCCAAGCUGACAGAAUUUGCAAAAAGUGCCAUUCUGGUGAAAUAGAAGAUGAAAUCCAUUUCCUAGUGUCAUGCCCCCUUUAUACAGACCUUCGAUAUGAUCUUUAUUCAAUAUACAAAAAACAACAUAGUCACUUUGAGCACCUUACCAGAAUGGAUAAAUUUAAAACACUAAUGACUGGUAAGAAGAACGAACACAUUAAUGCUCUUGCCAAGUAUUUAUGGUUAGCCUUCCAAAAAAGGGACUGUGCUGCACCCAUAACCAGUUGAGUAGGUAGAGCCAUUUGGGCUCUGCCAAAUAUGUUUUGUAUUUUUCAUACAAGGAGUCAUACAAUAUCACUAUUGAUCAUAAUUCAUAUUUAUAUAUAUUUGCAUUCCUUUGUACGUUUUCAUCUAUUCAUGUAGAUGCAUACGUUACAAUGAAUAAAGUUUAAAGUUUUAUGCUGUUCCGUUCCUGCGUCGUGUGUUCCACAGUAACAAUGUUCCGCAUUUUAGUCUGUUCCGUUGUUCCGCUGUUCCGUGUUUUAGGUACGUCCUUCCAUAAAUUCAACAAAUCAUCCACAUUCAAAUCUGACUUGUAAAGAAACUAUGCCCAGUACAAGUUUUAUCUAUACGUUACACAUGCACAUGCAAUUUGGGCAUGUUUACCAUCAAAUCAUGCUCAUUUGUGUUUGAUAUCCCACUUGUCUCUGUGUCCCCAGCCACCCUGUCCUUGGUGUCAUCCAGAUCUUACCACUCCAAGUCUCUCCAAGUGACACAAGCAGACAUGAAGGUACUCCUGGUCCCCGCGCUGUCGGACAACUACAUGUAUCUCCUGGUGGACGAGGUGACACAGGAAUGUGCCGCUGUGGACCCUGUAGAACCUAAGAAGAUAUUAGAAGCUGUACAAAAGGCAGGUGUCAAACUGACCUCUGUUCUGACCACACACCACCACUGGGAUCAUGCAGGGGGAAAUGAGGAGCUGGUGAAAAUAGCCAGUGGUAAGCUAACAGUAUAUGGAGGAGACAGCAGGAUAGGGGCACUGACCAAUAAAGUCACGCAUGGAGACAAGUUUCAGAUAGGAAACCUGAAUGUGGAAUGUCUCUUCACUCCAUGUCACACCUCUGGACAUAUCUGCUAUUUUGUCACUGGACCAAGUGGGACUGAGCCUGCUGUCUUCACAGGUGACACCCUGUUUGUAGCUGGCUGUGGUAAAUUCUUUGAAGGGACUGCUCAGGAAAUGCACCAUGCUUUGGUGGAAACACUGGCAAAGCUGCCCCCUGAAACAAAAGUCUACUGUGGCCACGAGUACACAGUCAGCAACUUGAAGUUUGCCCUGCAUGUGGAACCCAACAGUGAAGCAGUGAACUCUAAAAUGGCCUGGGCACAGAGCCAGAGAAGCAAAAAUGAACCAACAAUUCCAUCAACAAUUGCAGAAGAACUCCAGUAUAAUCCAUUCAUGAGAGUAACGGAGUCAAGUGUACAGCAGCAUGCUAAGAAGUCAGACUCUGUGGAAGUGAUGGGUUUUCUUAGACGUGAGAAAGACAACUUCAAGGGAAAGUGAUCAGGACGGUAGCCAUCAAUGCAGUCACAGCCUUCAGCUUUCAGGAGGCUACUUCUAUGGAGAGAGAGAGAGAGGGAGAUGGAGAGGGCAUGAGAGUCUGGCAUUUUGAGGCAGUCCUCUCCUACUAAGCCAAAUUAUGGAUAUUGUGUAACCCUAUUUGCUUAGGAUUGUUUUUCAUUUUUAAGUCCAAUGAACCACAGUUUGAAGAUAUUAGUACAAGUGAAAAGAGAGAGAGAUAUAUAGAGUUGGCAGGUUCUACUGACUUAAGCUAAUAAUAUCACCUUUGACAUUAGUUAGGAGAUCUGUGAUAAAUAACCUUAAAUGAGGACAUUUGUAACUAGGAAUUCUUAAAUACAAGGUGACUUUUGAUUUCCAGAUAUUUAUAGUUUUAUAAGUAAGUCACUCAUGCAGUCAUAACCCUUUGGGUUUUACUCAUCAAGUUUACACUUAAGUGGACUUUAAAGUAUUUCUUUGAAUUUAGACGUCUGCAAGAAAAAUAUGAGAGUAAUGGGCAAGGUGAUUUAUGUAUUUGUCUUAUUUAAUCCAGAUAUAAACAAACAUUGAUAUAAUUGGGUAAUCUUUUAUAUAUGGUAGUGGAAAAAAGUUCCUAUUCAUCUCAUAAUUUUCCCUGGUAAAUAAGCUAUUUUCUCAUACUCGCAGUACAUUUAUCUAACCCCUCUCUGCACUUGGAUUUUACUUUUGAUAAAAUUUAUAUAGGCUGAUUUAAGUGAAAAUGACUGGCCAGUUAUACUAACAGCAACCAUUUUCCUAUUAGCUCCAAUGGAAAUAUCAACAUCAGGUAGGCUGCAGAUAAUAAAAAUAAAUAAAUAAAUAAUUUGAGGGGUGAAAUCAUUUUUAAAUUGUAUGUAAGUUUUUUAAAGAAGCUGCAGAUGGCAGAAAUGAUUAUAUAAGCAUUUGGGGUGUUUUCAAACCCAUGGUGUGUACCUUUAACUUGGAUGGUUGUACCAGGGUCAGGAUGGUUCUAGAA
Molecule: messenger RNA, 2553 nt
Organism: Lingula anatina
Lineage: Eukaryota; Metazoa; Brachiopoda; Lingulata; Lingulida; Lingulidae
Product: hydroxyacylglutathione hydrolase, mitochondrial-like
Molecular function (GO): hydroxyacylglutathione hydrolase activity
Source: RefSeq, a predicted model, not a curated record